GGCUGUUCCCCGGGAGACGACGGCGGCCGCGGCGCGCUAUGGAACCGAGGGUCGUCAAGCCUCCGGGGCAGGAUUUCGUAGUGGAGCGUCUGAAGAGCCGCUACGGGCUGGGGGGCAGCUGCGCCGCCGAGUAUGACUUUUCAGAUUUUGAUCAGGCUAAAUGUAAGAGAAGAUCUCUAACCUCCCCAGAUGAUUUGGAUAUCUACUCAUCUGGAGAUAAAGUUGGUUCAUCAUUAAGAUGUUAUUCUGAUGAAAGAAAGCAUUGUACAACACCUCUUUGUAGUUCAUUCAAGCACUUAAAUGUGAAUUGCCUAGAUGAUGAACUGGGUUCUUUUCAAGAUUUGAAGCAAGAGGAAACAGAAGAAGAGUUGACUGAGAGUGAUCAUAGAGUUAGUACCUCCAAAAUAACCAAGGAGUCUUUUAAACGGAUAGCAAAAGCAAUUGCCCGGCCAACUAAUUUUGCCCCAAAUUCAAGAAAUUGGACUGAAUGUUGUAGUGGUGCAAGUGACUUUCCUUUGAAACAUGUCAGCUGUCCAACAUCGAAAGCAUCAAACAAGCAGAGUUUACUUCCACAUCAGAUCAAUCAGAUAUAUGAUGAAUUAUUUCAGAUACAUCAGAAACUGCAGUGUGAAACUGCAGCACAACAGGAAUUUGCUGAAGAACUUCAAAAGCGAGAACGUUUUUUAGUUGAAAGAGAACAACUGCUUUUCAGACAUGAAACUGCCUUGAGUAAAAUUAAAGGUGUCGAAGAAGAGGUUCUUACAAGAUUUCAGAUUAUAAAGGAGCAACAUGUUGCAGAAGUUGAGCACUUAACCGAAGUUCUUAAGGAAAGAAAUAAAGAAAGCAAGAGGCUAAGGUCCUCUUUUGAUGCGUUGAAAGAAUUGAAUGAUAACUUGAAAAAACAGUUAAAUGAAGUAAGUGAAGAAAACAGGAAGAUGGAGAUUCAGGCUAAAAGAGUUCAAGCUCGUUUAGAUAAUUUACAGAGGAAAUACGAGUUUAUGACCAUACAGAGAUUGAAAGGAAAUUCCCAUGCUGCUCAUGAAAUGAAGAGUUUAAAGCAAGAAAAAGUACUAGUUUCAAAAACUUAUAAGGUCCCACUUAAUGCACAAGUUUAUGAACUUUUAACUGUCUUCAUGGACUGGAUUUCAGAUCACCACCUUAGCAAAUUGAAAAAUGAAGAGUAUGGAAUUGAUGGUGAAAAGUCGUUACUCAAAUUUGCUUCUGAGAGAAGUGAUAUUCAGGAGAAGUGUUUGAAGCUUUUGCCUGUGUUGACAGAGCAGCUACAGUGGAUGCCAUUUGUGAAUGCCAGACUUCACGAGCCUUUUGUAAAAUUUUUAUAUUGGUCUGUAAGGCAGCUAGAUGCUGGAACACAGCAUACAACUAUGACAUCAACAUUGAGGAGAUUGGGUGAAGACCUAUUCAAAGGAGUAGUAACUAAGGGAAUUCAGGAUAAUUCUUUAGAGCAUUCUGUGGAAAAUAAACCAAAGACAGCUGUUUUCUUUAAGAGCUCCAAUUUACCAUUGAGAUUUUUAUCAACUUUAAUUGUUCUCAAAACAGUCACUCAAGCUGACUACCUGGCUCAAGCAUUUGAUUCUCUUUGUUUGGACUUGAAGACAGAUGAAGGAAAAAUCUUGUUUUUGGAGUAUCAAGCUGUUCCAGUAGUAUUAAGUCAUCUAAGAAUAUCCAGUAAAGGACUCCUAUCCAAUGUCAUUGAUAGUUUGCUUCAGAUGACAGUGGAAUCUAGUGGAGACUAACAAUGGAAAGCCGUUGCCGGUGAAUCCCUUUUGGCUGGUGCAAAGCAUGGUUAUGCUUCUAACUAGGUACAUUCGGUGUAUGGUUUCACAUUUUCAAUUCAUUUUUAUAUACAAUCUUGUUUUUCCUUUACUUUGCUUUUCCCUGUGAAGGAAGCCAGACAGAAAAAUUGAGGCCUAGAAAAGUUAGGUAACUUGUCAGUGGAUUCCACAGCUAGACAGAGGAGAGGUAGAACUCAGACUUGAGACCAGGUCUCUGAUUCCAGACAUGAGGUGCAUUCUACCAGAGCACCAUGGUUAGGUUUUCUGGGUUUGUUUUUUUCUUCUGCCCCAAAAUGUCAAAUUUUCUCGACAUAUUUUAUUAAUAUUGUUAGCCAUUUGUAACUGUUAAGAUAUUGGACUUAUAGUUGGUGAUCUAGCUACCUAGAUAAGUACUCUUCGGGUUUUAUAUCUCGAUUUAUUAAUUUAAGGUGUAGAGCAAAAAGUGAAAAAUUAGUAAACUGAGAAACAGAGACUUAAGAUUACUUGUUCAAGUGGGUAUAUUUCCAACUAGUUUCACAGGAUUUUUUUUUAAGGAGGAAAACAAAAAUCUUACCAGAUGCAAAUGUCUAUUCAUCAGAAACAAAUUUGUCUGAAUAUGUCAAACAGAGAUGAAAUCUUGUAGCCACAGGAAAACUAAAUAUAAUUUUAUGAAGUAGUAGACCUACUUGGGUCAAACGACCGUGGCACUGUGACUUUCACAUUUGGAGAAAUAGUAUUAGAUUAGAUAGUCAACAGAUACUCAGUUCAUUCACAUUUGUUUACAUUCGUUCAAGUUAUGCUCAAAUCCAAGGUUAUUCGUUCUUGCUCAAAUUGAAUAAAUAAAGCAAUUUCUAAUGCUGGUUGCUAGAAAGCCAUAUUGUUUUUACUGAUUGGGAAACUUUUCAAAGAUCAGAAAUGGGUGGAUCUUUGAUGAUAUGUAACUGAGGUGCAUUUAUUUGCUUGAUAUAUUUCCAUGUUUAAUAUAAAUCC
Diceros bicornis minor is the source of this 2762-nucleotide messenger RNA. It is a transcript of the gene CCDC138, whose product is annotated as coiled-coil domain containing 138. Lineage: Eukaryota; Metazoa; Chordata; Mammalia; Perissodactyla; Rhinocerotidae. The transcript has 14 exons. The record is from RefSeq and is a predicted model, not a curated record. The coding region runs from base 39 to 1754 and encodes 571 amino acids.